This is a messenger RNA of Eimeria necatrix, 732 nucleotides long. RefSeq lists its product as hypothetical. The transcript has 2 exons. Lineage: Eukaryota; Apicomplexa; Conoidasida; Eucoccidiorida; Eimeriidae. Bases 1 to 732 code for a protein of 243 amino acids. The record is from RefSeq and is a predicted model, not a curated record.
AUGGGGGGCAGCUCGAGGGGCCCCUCUGCAUGCAGCUGCUGCAGCAAGACCCACAGCUGCGGGGCCAAAGAGGGUACUGCAACAAAGAGGGGGGCCUCCACGAAGACGACUUCUCCGGGGGCGAGGGGCCCCCGGGUGUACAGACACCUGCCCUUCCCCACAGUCUCCCGGACCUCCACGCGAGCUGCUAUUUCUGCGGCGCUCCGCGCCCUCCUCCGUCUCGCCCGAGUACUCGUACUCGUAGUCCCCCUCCCCCUCCUCCUCCUCCUCCUCCGCUGCUGCUGCUGCUGCUGCUGCUGCUGCUGCUGCUGCUGCUGCUUCUGCUGCAGCAGCAGGGUACUCCUCAGCCUCCUCCUCCGCCCAAACCUCCUCCCCCCCUUUUGCUGCUUCCCAGCCGCUGUAGUCCAGCUCUUCGCCUUCAGCUUCGUUUUCCGCGUACUCGUCGGCCCCCGAGUAGUAGUCUUCUGCUGCUGCUGCUGCUGCUGCUGCUGCUGCUGCUGCGUCUGCUGCUGCUGCUGCUGCAGGGUAGCCGUAGCUGCUGCUGCUGCUGCGGGCCCAGCCCUCCUCGGAGAAGACCACGGCGUCGCGCUUGGAGGGCUCGGGGGCCCUGACGGCGCCCUGGAGAAGCCGCCGCAUGGCGGAGAGGCUCGGAGGGGCCCCGGGCGGGAAAAAAGAGAAAAUAAACCCCCAAAUGGAAAAGAAAUGCAAAAAGAAACAAAAAUGAAGACUUAA